Messenger RNA from Procambarus clarkii (red swamp crayfish), 2348 nucleotides. RefSeq lists its product as uncharacterized. The record is from RefSeq and is a predicted model, not a curated record. NCBI's taxonomy places the organism in Eukaryota, Metazoa, Arthropoda, Malacostraca, Decapoda, Cambaridae.
ACGCCACCGGGGGAGGAAGCAGAUAUCGUAAUGACCAUAUCCUCGGAGUUAAGGUCGCGGGGGAGACAUAAAUAGGGGUGGAGGAGGCAGGAGAAGUAUCAGUUCCAUCCAAGUCUUCAGUCAGCUCACAAGCGGGGUAUACUGAGAAUCAUGUGGAAGGCCGUAUUGUUACUGAGCUCCGCGAGUGUUGUCCUGCAGAUGGCAGUGGCGCAGAGCGGAGCAGAGAGCUUACCCUUCCACGGAUACAUUCCCGGAGAUAGUGUCAGGGCGAAUGCUCCCAGAGGGGAUGGUCAACCCAACGACAUCUAUCUCGCCUACGAGAAACCGCCCGUGCUCCAAGACGACGAGGUGGUGCUCUACCCCCGUAACCUUGAGGGCUUCGGUUUCGAGUAUGGUCAGGACCCCGAGGAACACGUCUAUCAGAUCCACAAAGCAAGCAAGCUGCAGCACAAGUUCGACAAGCAUAGCAAGCACUCACACGACCAUAGUAAAGGCAAGACACUGACAGCUGCCUCCGCUGGCAGCGAAGUCGUUGACCAGACAUUCCCUCAAGCCCUCACCGGUCCCCUGCCAGGACCCAACUAUUCCCCUCCUUCCGCUCCUCACUAUCCUUUCCCUGCCCCUUCCCCAGGCGGCUAUCACAUUCCUGGCUACCAGGGAUAAGGUGCACGCUCUCGCAUCUCCUUUUGUAAAUAACUAUUCUUCCUGUUCAAUCCUGUCAAGCCCUUCUCAGUCCAGCUGGCUUGUCAGUUCUCAGCAUCAGCCUCUCGUCCCUGUUCAUCAAUCAGCAUCCUGGAAACUCGAGGGUUCCAGUCACUCAUACAACUUUCCGUCCAACCGAUUCAUUCUUAGCCUUAUUAGUUUCUUUCCUCCAUAUACCGUAACUUCUAUUAUGUCCUCCCACGAUCAUUCCAGGCCUCCAGUUACCUAAUUUCCUCGGGAUUUUCCAGGAUUCAAGUGCCCUAAAAUUCAUCUAUCAAAGAUCUCAACGUCCAUUCUCUGAGUUCUGUAUCCUACCCUCCACAUCCUCAUCAGGAGUCUGGUAUGCUAUCAUCUUACGCCCACCCUGAGCCACUUACGCUACCUUCUCCGCGACCCAUCCCAGUCCUUCAUCCUACCGUCCCCGUCUAUACCGAGUCCUUCGUCCCAUCUUCCGCAACCCACUCCAAGAGCAAUUCAUACAACCUGCUUUCCCUUGGCAACUUUAAAGGUACCUUAUCCUAUCUUACACCUACCACGCCAUGUGUCCCUCAUCCUACACUGCCAUUUCAUCAAUAGCCCAUGAAUCAUCAACUAAUUCUUGGUAUCGAUGGUCUCCGUCCUUCUCUCUGCUUAAGGAAACCUGGAGACCUCUCACCAACUCUUCGUCAGGGAUCACUCCAUCUCAUUCUGGAAGUCGUUCAUGCCUGAUCUCUCCUUCUAACUGACCUUCCAGCUGCCUUAACAUUGUCCUGUGUCAUACAUUCACCUCCCGGGUGGAAGGAUUCCCACAAUGCCGUAUCAGGGCAUUAAGUCCCAUCUUGGGCAUUACUAGUAGUUGGGCAUUAAAGAGUCCUGCCACACCUUCCUUAUUCCUGCCACUGAUCCUACGCUUAUAAAGGCCCAGUACCUCCUAGUAUCCUAUAGAAGAGUCUUGGCCAUUACUCAUCCUACAGGCAUCCUAGGAUAUGUCCCUCCAGAAGGAAUCCAUUCUGUAUUCUUUGUGUCUGCAGAAUCCUUUACCUAAUCCUUCAGCAACUUAAAUUCUUUAAGUAGUCCUUCAAGGUCCCAUCCUUUAAGCGCUUCUGCAACGAACCUAUACUGCUAGCAAUCCUACAGGAGCCCUAUCUUCCAAGCAAACCUCCACCCCAUCCUGCAACAAUCCUACUAGCAAUUGAGCAACUCCUUCAUCCUUCAAGCAGUCUUGUUCAAGUGCCAUCCUUCAGGGCCAGAGUCAUCCCAUCCCUCACUCCAACUAUUCCCACGAGACCUGCUAUCCUUCAUAUCAUCCUAUAUCCCCACCAUCCUUCAAACAUCCUCCAAAAUCCCGCACUCCUGUCCUGGCAGGAUCGGCAAGGCCAAGAGAUGUCAACAGGACAUCAGUUCUGUCCUCGCUAUGUGAUAUUAAUAUAUUUAUAAAUGUUGAUAUAUAUAUACCUGUACCUGCACAUUCGUGUAUAACUGAUGGUAUUUGAUGAAUCAAAAUGUAUGCUGUAUUAUAUACAACAAAACUACCUUUAUAAAAAUGUUGAGUGUGUUUGGCGCCAUGAGUAGUCGAGCUGAGUGAAAGAAUUUGCCAGAGGCAAUGUUCCUAUUUAUACAAUGUGCACUGAUAAUGACGAAAACAAAAAAUAUAUAUAUACAAAUUA